Dentiscutata erythropus is the source of this 306-nucleotide messenger RNA. NCBI's taxonomy places the organism in Eukaryota, Fungi, Glomeromycota, Glomeromycetes, Diversisporales, Gigasporaceae. The record is from the annotation of a GenBank genome assembly.
AAAAAUGAUCAAGAUUUAAAAUUACUGGAAGUUGAAGUAAAUACAUCUACCGAAGACACUGAGGAUGAAGACGACAAUAAAGAAUCUUCCGACGAUGAUAACUCUGAUGAUGAGGAUUCCUUCAAUAACAACGAAGAUGAUGGAGGGCUCUGUGGUUUUUCUGAUGAUGAUGAAGAAAAAAUAAAAGAACUUGUUCCAAACAGAGAUUCGUUGUGUCUGAAAAAACUCCAAAGUUUUGGAGAAGGUAAAGUUUUAAAACAACGGGCCAUAGCAAACGCAAAGUUGGAGAAUGAAAAACUUCUAUAG